AUGAGUGAUGGUAGCUAUCUUGUACGGCUGCAUAGUUUGCAGCGGAAAACUAAUAUGAUCAAUAAAACACUUCAAAAGAUGGCCUCGGAAAUAACUGUCCUUAAAUAUGAAUCAUACCAGAACUACUACAGAAAACACGAAAGGCAUUACGAAUGGCAAGACCCAUCUAUUAAAAAAAAGUCUUCAAUUUCACCUAAUAAAAGAAGUAGGCAACCUGUUCCUAGACGACGUAUAAGUGAGCCUGAUUCUUCAAAAAAAACUUCUGAAAGACGUUCAACAAGAAUAGCAAAUAACCCAAAGAUUAAGUUGAACGAAACUGUUGAAGACAGAUCUGAUAGUGAAGGUCUUCGAUUAUCCAUCUCAGAACUAACUGGGAGUUUAGUACGUCCAAUACAACACCCAAUUCGAAAUUCAAAUUGGACACUAGCAGAUGUUGACGAUAAAUAUGAAUCUGAUAGUUUACCAGAUACCGAGGAAUUUGGUUUCAUACCAUUGUCAUUAAAGACCUUACUUCAAACCAAGCAGAUGAAACAAAUUUUGCAAAGCUUCGAUGGACUAUGA
Maudiozyma saulgeensis is the source of this 561-nucleotide messenger RNA. NCBI's taxonomy places the organism in Eukaryota, Fungi, Ascomycota, Saccharomycetes, Saccharomycetales, Saccharomycetaceae. The record is from the annotation of a GenBank genome assembly.